Molecule: messenger RNA, 4739 nt
Organism: Soboliphyme baturini
Lineage: Eukaryota; Metazoa; Nematoda; Enoplea; Dioctophymatida; Soboliphymatidae
Source: the annotation of a GenBank genome assembly
AUGACGUCACUCCAUUUUGCGGCAUAUCCGGUGCCCGGAGGGGAGCAGCAGUUCAUGAAACGGAUGCGCGAAGUCAGCAACAGUAUGAACACACGUGGCUUCACGUGGCCUUCUUGCCUUUCGACCAUAGCUGGUUUGGACAUAAAGGAUAUUGCGAUCGGACCGAAUCACGCCGCUUUUUUGCUGGAAGACGGUAGAGUUUGUAGAAUAGCGUUGAACAUCUUCGCCGAUCGAUUCGACACUGGCAAAACGAGUGGAAAGCCGGUCAAAACUGAAACAAGCUCGAACACUAGAAGUCCAAGCUCUGUUACUUCUGGUGAAAGUUCUACGUCGGCGCCUUCUACGUUCAGCAGUCGGGCCGCGAAGAUUCGACGAGUGAUGAUGGCUCGUGGCCGUGUUGGCAGAGGAGUGAUCGUUGGAUCACGUCCCCUAAUCCCCGCUUCUGCCGUACCUGAAGAACUGAUCGCGCAGGCUCAGGUGGUGCUGCAGGGAAAAUCGCGCGAAGUCAUCAUCAGAGAGUUGCAGAAAACGAAUUGCGAUGUCAAUCAGGCUGUGAAUAACCUUCUGAGCCGUGAUGACGAUGAAACGGAAGAUUUUGACGACACCGGUGACUCAUAUUUGCCAGAAGAACUAAUAUCGCUGCUAGACACGGGAUUGCAGGGCGAUCAGCCGAGUGUCAUAAUCGAUGCCGACGCAAUUUAUGGCGAUGAAGUUUGGGGAUAUUCAAUAAGACGACGUAGUGGUGACGGCAAGAGCGAAAAACCAGCAGCUGAGCAACCUAAAGAUUCGACGGCGCAAAAGAACUUGAACACUCUAAAUCCGAUUGCGUUAGGUGGACAGCUGGAAUUCUGGGAGACGACGGUAACGAUUCAUAGUAAGAGCGCAAAGCUGCUCUUAACUCAAGAGCGAAUCACCGGUCUGGCGACAUCGUCAGUAAGAGCUACAUUGAUGACGGAGAAAAAGAAGUUAGCUAGCUUCGUCGACGAUCUUCUUGGGGAGUCGAUUGCUGACGCGGGUUUGCUGCCAUGCAACCAGCGCGUAAAAAUGUUGGAACGAACGAAAGCCAAAGCGAAGCGUCAUGUCAGUUUUGACACGAACGAGAUAACGCCCGGUUGCCAGGUUCGUCUCAGGGCUACGCCGAUGUAUCAUUCAGGCGCCGUUGGCUUUACGACAGUCAACGGAUAUCCACAGGUUGGUGUGUUGAUGGAAUCAGCCUGGACGAUCAAUGAAACGUGUCGCUUUCGCGUUGUUUCGCACGGUUCAGACCUGAAUUCAACGCUUAAAGAGCUCGAAAGUAUCGAUGAUUCACCCCCCUUGCUGAGUAACAGUAGCAGCGCUAGUAACAACGUUAGUUCCAGUGCUAAUGCCAGCGCCGUUACCGGCGUUAAUACUGCCAGCUCUGAAGUUCAAGCAACAGGGAGCAGCGGUAGUGGAGACAGCAGCGAUUCGCGUACACCAAUCCUGCUUAAUCUACGUAGACGAGUGAAACGGCUUGCUCAGAUGGCAUUGAAGGAGGAAGUGGUCGAAAAGGAGGAAGCUUGGAAUUUGAAGGACGUCGUGAUAAUUGAAGAGAACAGAAGCUUUACUGUCGGAAACGUCAUGAUGGUCGAUGGACCGUACUGUGCGGUUAUAUUUCCAGAAAAACACGACAGACACGUGGUAGAUGAACAGGGGGACUUGAUGGAGCGUUGUCGGCUGCUCCGAAAAGAAGAUUUGGUCGUGGUAUAUUUCUCUGAUGUGGUGUCCUCAGGUUUGCUACCUGCACUUGUUUCGCAGGUUUCGAAAUCAGCCGUCUUGAUGAGUACUUCAGACUGCAUUCAGCGAGAACCGAAAAAGAUGCCCCCAGUCUUCAUCGGCACGCUUAUUGACUUUGCGGUUGAUUCGAAUGGCGUUUGGUUUUUGUCUCAGAAAGAUGAAAAAAUUAUGAUGUCUAAAUUUUCUUUAAACGGCAAGCCAUAUUACGAAUCUGUCAUUUCGGAACACCCGAAUUCGUUUCUGAAUUUCCCUUGUAGCUCAAAGCCAAGAAUAUUCAAUUCUGGAGAGGAAUCUGUAAUGGCUGUUUUGGACGGCAAUCGUUGUGUAUUUCCGUUGUGGAAGGAUUCUGAUUGCAGCAUCAUCGUUGGACAUCCGUGGGGCCUUUGCCCCGUUGGCUCUGUUGGUAUCGGCAUUCAUCCGAAUAAAAACUCUUCCGACUCUUCUAAAUGUUCUAAAGUUGCAGUACUGAGCUUUUUCAUUCGACCUCCGAAACUCAUGCGGCAUGUGUUGCAGUGCGAUUUCGAUUGCGCGAGGCAAGUGAUCGAUCAGCUUGCUGCUGAAGGAAAUGCUGAACAAAUUCACGAUGAGAUAGUGAAAACGCGCGCCGACGGCAAUCGCAACAUUUUGCACAUGUGCGCGGCGUUGUCGGUGCCGCCUUCAAACCUAGAGAACGUCGAUACGUACGUUGGCGCUGAACUGUCGAGCGUCAAGGCAUCUGAUUGCGCUGCUGCAGCCGCCACCCGAACCCUGUACGACGUGAAAUGGGACGACAUGGUGAACGCCACCCGUCCGCGCUUGCGCAGGCUUACUGCCAGUCUUCUGUCGAACAACUUAGGCAUGAGUGUAAGCGAAAUUAUGCAGUUUGUCGGUCACCCUCUGCGAUGGAGCGAUAGCGUCAGUGGCAGCCAGAGUUCUACCUAUCAGUCCCGAUUCGAGCUGCCGCUGCCUCCUGCUGACUGGCCAAUGGCCAGUGCAUCCGAGACUGCGCCUUCAUCAUCAAACGACGCUGUAGACAUGUCCGUUGACGUUUCGUCCAUUCCGCUUCCGCCUCCAUUUCCCCCGAUGCCGUGCGCUGUUGCUGAAACCAAAGAACGCCAGGAGAAUUCAAUUCGGCUUCUUAGAUACCUGUGCGAAAAAUCGGUCUUGAGUAGUUACGUUCAGGAGCUACUGGUUACGAAGGACCAGAACGGCAUGACUCCGUUUAUGUACGCCAUCAGCUGUCGGGUGUACCACGUUGCUAUUCUGCUAUGGGAGACGAUUCAACGAAUGGCCAAGUUCUCGCAGCAGUUCGCCGAAAAGGCAACAAUGGCAAUCUUCCCGCCGGACUCCAAUCUGGAUAAUUCGCCACUGUUUCUGCUCUGCUACAACGACACCUGCAGCUUCACGUGGACUGGUGAUGAACAUAUCAAUCAGGAUAUUUUCGAGUGCCGCACGUGCGGCUUGGUCGGCUCACUGUGUUGUUGCACGGAAUGCGCAAAUAUCUGUCAUCGAAAUCACGACUGUAAGCUGAAGAAAACCUCACCGACCGCUUAUUGCGAUUGCUGGGAGAAGUGCAGGUGUAAGGCGUUGAUCGCCGGCAAUCAGGCGGCUAGGUUUGAUCUGUUUAACAGGGUAACCAUGGAAACUGACUUGGUGAUGAAGGCAAACGAAAAGGGAGAGCACGCUUUGUUGUUUCUGGCAAAAACCGUCGGACGACAGGCCUCUGAACAACGUCAAUAUAGACAGUCGCGUGCGAAGGUGACACAGAAAGCGGCGAGCGGUAAUGACGAAGCCAGCGGCUCGUUUCAAUUGCUACGCAUGUCAAGUUUUCCUGUUUUGUUUGUAGGCGGAAACAUGCCAGAACAUGAUUUAGACCCACCAAAGUUCGCUAAGAAGGCACUAGAGAAACUGCUGUGCUAUUGGCCUGCGGUAAAGGCGAUGGCACUCAGCGGCUGCAAACAGAUCAACAAAUCGACCCCACUAAGUGAAGAUAUGUUCUAUUUGCUGUCGCAGAACGGCGUAACGUUUUUGGACAGAUUCAUAUACUGUUUGUUGGUGAAGUGUCCUUCAGAGCAGCUCGAAAUUUUCCUCACUACCAUGAUUAAGCAGAUACAGUUGCCAGAAUUCAGCGCUGAAGAUCGGCUUGUAGUGCAAAGAUGCGUGCGUUCUGUGGUUCGUAUUUACGCUCUUCUGAGUAUUGCUUUGUCGCCUGGCUACGGUAGGAAGAAAAGGUGUCUUGCGGCUGGUGCUUGUGUUCACAAAUGUAUCUUCGGAAUUUGUAGCGUUAGUCAACCGGUGCUGAAGUGUCGUCGCAUAUUUCAAGCGCUUCUGACCUAUGCCGUGGAAGAACUGGCAUCGGCUGCAGACGCAGUGAUGGCGCCAGUUCGUCUUGGAGUGUUGAAGUGCACGCAACAGUUUAUGCCGAUGUCCUCAUUCAAUGAAGCGAUUGAGUCGAUCGAAAAACUCCUCCUGGCCGAUCCUUUGAUUGCGUCGGCAUCAAAAAAUGAGACAGCUUCAUCGGCGGUCAUCUCGAAUUUUGCCGAUGAGAUGGUUAGCCUUUCUCAGGAAGAACGACGAAUAAUAUAUGACGAAGUGAACCUCAGUGACCCUGACGCUACCAGCGAGUCUGACAGCGACACCGAAAUGGAAGCCGGUAGCAAAAACACAGCCGUUAACCAGUCCAGUCAGUCACCUGGCCAUGAAGAUUCUGGACAAGUCACUCUUUACUAUUCGGAUAACGAUAGCGUUGCUUCCGCUAGCCAGAGCGGUGAGGUAAUCGAUGCCGAUGGUGAAUACGUUGACGGAGCCGAUGCUGAUGCCGAUCAGCAGGAUGCUGAAGACGAGUCGGAAGUUUCGGAUUCUGAUGACCUGGAAGAAGAACAUCUGAACGAGAGCGAGAGCGAGUUGGUUCGCAAUAAUAACAAUACCAGUGGAGGGGGCAGCGGCGGUGGAGUAGCCUCGUCAUCUUCUGAAAGUAAUGGAUGGUUUAAGCUAUUGCUGUAACU